AUGAGAGAUGAUGACGCUGCAAUGGAGUUUGAAAUUCAUGAACCUUCAAGGCACGGCAAGCCUGGGACAAGUAUCCAAGAUGUCUUCGGCGCCUCUGGCUACGUUCAAAAGAGUAUUUGGCACCGAAUUCCUUGUCCGACGUUCCGCCCCACUGAACGUUUAGAUGGUGUUAUCUGGUACCAAGAGUCCAUCGUAUUCGACCCAUCAACGGUGCGUCUGAUCAGCCGAGACCUGCGAGGAGGCGACAUCAAAGACACGCCUGCCGACGAGAGGUACUCGAUGUCGUCCAAUCACGGACUUGUUAUUGAGGUAGUCGAGGACAGGGACGAGGGAAGUUUCCUUUGCCAGGUUAUUCCUGAAGCUGCCGGUAUGAGGUCGUUCGGGUAUAACUUGCAUCGCUUGGAGAUAGGCUUCUCGCCUUCUCAGGCAUCUUCCACCGCUAGCUUCCAUCGAGGACGCAGACAGACGCUCCUGUGUAAGUGCGCGUCUCAGACACCAGACGCGCCGAUCUCCGUAGUGUAUUGGUCAACGGGAGAAGGCGUCACUACAGAUACACAGAUCAUUGGUGCACGUUUCUCUGAUGGUGCUACCCUGAAGGUUGGACACGGUGCCGAUUACAGCAUUGGUAGCGACGCUUCACUUCGAGUUAACUCCCUGAAUGAUAUACAAGACACACAGAGAUUCUGGUGUCACGUGUUCCAAUCAGAUGGUACUCUCAGAAAUUGCGACAUCGAUGUCCAGAUAUCAGAUCAACAGACACCCAACCACGCCCUCAAGGCAUCCUCGACAUCGUUCUACCUUCUUGAGGGUGGAGAGCAGUCACUUCCAUGCUCGAGCUGGACCCCCGGUGUCGUAAGCUGUGAGGUACAGUGGUUCAAGAUCGACACGUUAGGUCGACACUUUCUACUGUCUAGCAACGACGUCGAUGCUGAAUCGGAGUUCGAACUCGCCAGCGAUUUCGGCCUGAUCGUGAAAUCAGUUAAUGGCGAAGAUGCUGGAAGAUACCAAUGUGAUACAGGCGGAGGAAUCAGUGGAGAUAAUAUUGCAGUUAGAGUGAUAGAUAACAAAUUCCCACUGGACCGAGGAAGGGUGUUUGCAAACUCGACAAUCGACUUCAAAGCUGGGAAAAAUUACAAACUCACUUGCCAAGCGGUAUUGAAUUCAAUUGAGAUCGGCAGCCCUGCAACUGUGUUCUGGUCUUUUGCCGAUCCUGACAAUCAUACGACCACUGUGAUCGGGAGGCGGAUCGUACCAGGCAGGUUCAAAACGAUGUAUGACCUUGUAGGCGACAACUGUUUCUCCAUAUCUCAAGAGGGUGCACUUCUUCUGAACAUGUACUUUCAAGAAGAUGACGUCAGGUACUGGUGUCACGUCUUCCCUGAGAACGAAUUGCUAAUGAGAUCCUACGUGGAUGUCCUAAUCAAAGGUGAGCAUUAA
This is a messenger RNA of Patiria miniata (bat star), 1437 nucleotides long. RefSeq lists its product as uncharacterized. Gene Ontology annotation, molecular function: protein tyrosine kinase binding; MHC class II protein binding. The record is from RefSeq and is a predicted model, not a curated record. Lineage: Eukaryota; Metazoa; Echinodermata; Asteroidea; Valvatida; Asterinidae. The transcript is spliced from 7 exons. The coding region runs from base 1 to 1437 and encodes 478 amino acids. Gene Ontology annotation, biological process: interleukin-15-mediated signaling pathway; positive regulation of ERK1 and ERK2 cascade; T cell activation. Gene Ontology annotation, cellular component: membrane raft; external side of plasma membrane.